Molecule: messenger RNA, 3316 nt
Organism: Linum tenue
Lineage: Eukaryota; Viridiplantae; Streptophyta; Magnoliopsida; Malpighiales; Linaceae
Source: the annotation of a GenBank genome assembly
UUAUUUUUCGGUUCUCUCCCUCUUUUCCCUUUCUUUUUCCGCCUCAAAAGUUAUAAUUUUCUCUGUCUAUCCCUUGCAAAAAAAAUUAAAAAACAAUGCCACUGAAAUAGCAGAGGCAGAGAAGUUUUUCCAGUUCCCCUUCCCUCCCUCUCUCUCUCUCUCUCUCUCUCUCUCUCACAAUCAAAGAACAUAUUCUGAGGUUCCAGGUACGAUUAGCCUCACAAUCUAGGGUUCCCGUUUAUCCUCGCUUUUUCCAUGCGUGUUCUUCAUUCCCUCGCUUGAAUUUCCCUUUUUCGUGUUCUUCAUUUCCUCAGCUACUGAACUUUUUCCUGUUACCAGCAUGGUGUUUCGUUCGCAACAUUUUGCUUCGUUGGUUCGUCUCUGAAAUUUUCCGAAUAUUGAGAUUCUUGCGUCUGCUUGAUCAGGGUUUCGGCUGGAGCUGUUGAUAAGAGAAUAAGAGCUUCGUGCGUUUGGCGGGGGAGAGCGACUUUCCAGUGUUUCGAUUAGGGUUUGGGAGGGACGGGGUGGAUCUUCCUGGUGGUUUUUUAUUUGCGGAGCUGAUGAGAGGUUUUUGAUUUUCUAGUGAUGGAAUCGGGUAUUUCCCGAAGGUAAUCUAGGCGGUGCGUUCUCUUUGUCUUCCUUUUUUGGCUGUUCAUCGGUUUGGUUUCGAUGGUUUCUGGUGAUUUUUCUGUUUCGGGGGAACCGGUGACGUGAACUGCUCAUAUUCAUGCUUGUGGACGAAUUAUCGAUUGCACUCUUCUUCCCCGUGGUUGGGUUGCUGGAACUAUCUGGGAGUUUUGAAUUGAGAAGAAGUUAACUGGCUUGAUUGAUUGAAGGAAACUUUUUGGCAGGAAGGAGAAUUGUAACUCUUCCUCCUCAUUCCUUUUUGAACAAGGUGGUGCAAGUUUUGUGCAUGGAAAAGAAUAUGGGAUUUGCUGAAGCAACAGAUGCUUCCAUCAUGCACGGGCUUAGCUCUGACGAAUCAUUCUGUGCUGAAAUGGAGACAGACGAUUUUGUUGAAUCUGCAAAUCCAAGCGAUGAGAUUCAGUGCUUCACGUCAGAGAGAGGCGAGGGGAGUAAUGUGGUGUUCUCAAGAGAAGUGCCGCUUGUGAGUAAAGAGUCGAGGAAGUCACGCCAUUGUAGUUGUAGCUCGAAGAAGCUCAAGUCUCGUAUGUCAGGGGCUGAGUCCGACUUUGACAAGAAGGAUAGUGUUGGAAAUGAGAAGAAACUUAGCCGACAGGAUAGAAUCGAGUGGGGCCGAUUGUUUCAAGGUGCGGUUAGUUCUCAUGAUUGGGAGCUAGCAGAGAGCCUGAUAUUGUUAGCGGAUCCACAAACCCUUAACGAUGCUCUGUGCAUCACCCUUGAUUCUAUUUGGUUCUUGAGCACCCAACAAGAGCUUCAUGGGAUCACGUGUUUGAUCAAGAAGAUCAUAGCUAAUGGUGCUUAUGAUUUCACUAGAGCUGCUUUGAGAACCUCGUUUCUUGCUUCUUGUGUAUCGGCUUGCCAGAGUAGAACUAUGAGUCUUGCUGACACAGUAACCGUCAUGGCACAAAGGCUGCACGAGCGUCUCCAGGAAUGCAAUGGGGACGAGGUUCUGAAGGCAGAAGCUGGUGCAAAGGUUCAAAAGUUUACUGAAUGGGCUCUGAAAUGUAUUGGUUUCCAUUCUCGUUGUCAGGGAAAUAGGGGUAAAGUUAAUCACAGCUCAGCUGUCGAGAUUCAGCUCCAGUUAUCAGCAUUCAAGAUAUUUCUUGAUCUUGCUGGCAACCAGCUCACAGGCAAAGAUUUUACGGAGGCCUUUGAUGCUGCCUGUUUUCCUCUUACUUUGUUCUCGAGUUCGUUUGAUCCGGGCUGGGCAUCUGGGAUCUCAGCUACUGCAAUCCAAGGGCUGUUGGGGAUGUUAGUUGAAGGCGGUGCUGACAAUGUUAACCAGUGUUUCCUGGAAGCCUCCCGUUUCGGGAGUACAGAACUUGUCCGUAUCUUGUUGCAGAUUGCCCAGAGGAACAGCUUGGACGUAGACGUGGACCUAGCCCUUGGCUUUGCCGCCCACUACGGAAAAAUUGGCACGAUGGAGUGCCUUGUCGAAGAAGGCAAUGCCAUAGCCUUCCUGGGCCCAUUGAUGAGAGCAGCAGAGAGAGGCUGCAUGCAGGUCGUCCAGUGGUUUGUAGAUCGAGGCUGCCGCGACAUGGAGCUCUGCCUCGCCCUCACUGCUGCCACGUCCAGCUGUCAGGUCGACGUCGCAGCGUACCUCCUCCCUCAUGUUCCCCAGCACGUACUCGCUGCCCUCAGCAUCGAGAUCUUAAAAGCUGCUGGCGAGAGGAGCGGCGGGUCCCUCGAUGGCGUCGCUUUCCUCCUCCGGUCCGACUUCCUAGGCGACCCUGCCGCCACCUACGCUGUCGCGGACAGCAUCGCCAGGUCAUCGGAGGAUGAGGCAGUGGCCCCCGAUCUCAAGUCCUUCCUCCUCGAGAACUGGUCCGAGGCGGCUUACUCCGAUGGAUUGAAGCAAGGAAGAGAACAUUACAUGAAUCUGCUGAGGAUCUUGGACCGGGGCGCCUCCCCAAUAUGCUUGAGAGACCUCCCCGGCCCUCUUAGAGUCGCAAUCGGCUACCUCCCUCUGUACAGGGAGUGCGUGGAAGCCGGUGGAUGUUUGUUCUCUCAGCGGCUGAGAGGGCAGCUCGUUGAAGCAGCUAGUAGGCUCGGGGGAGUGUCGUUGGUGGAGGUGGGUCAGGGGAGAGAGCUGUUAGCGGUUUUGGAGCGCCACCUCCCUCCGUUUUUGGUGAACGUCAAUGCGGGGUAGAGAUUUGCAGGAGCUUCUUCUUCUACAACAACAACAAUAAGGUUUGCCCUUUUCCUCUCUCCCUCUCUGUCAGUGAGAUCUAUUGGCGAUGGCGUACAUAUAUGACAUGAUGUAAUAUACAGAGCGAGCAAGGCACCUAUUUGUUGUUUUCUACCGUGAUGGUUGUGUUGAGCUGCUGUAAUAUGUAUGGAGAACAGAGAGCAACAACAUCUGAGAAAAGGGUGAAGGCAUACUCUGCAUGGAGACUCAAAUCUCGCUAUAUUGUAAAUUAGCUAGUGGUGGUACCACUCUAAGAAAAGAAGAGAAAACCCUGCAAAAUCUUGGCCUACUUAUCAUUUUCAUUUUGUUUCUUUCCUCGAGUGUUAUUCAUCUUCAGCUGCAACAAUAAAACUCCCAUCUAACCAACGUAAUCACCAUUGAGGACCAAACUACGAGAGCUAUUGCUUGAAGAGUGAGGUCAAUCUUGGAUUCGUGAUCAGAUUGAUGCCAUGGAAAAUUCUGUAAGGCCUGUAAUAAACAUUU